AUGGCGGCAGCGCAACAGAUCCGAGAAGACCACAGCCACAGACCACCAACGCCUGCCGAUGCCGAUUUUCCCACCGACCUCAUCGGCAAGAAGGUCCUGCUCGCCACAGAGUCGCUCGGCCCCGUCAACGGAGUCAGCAGGACCACGCAGAGUCUGGUCGACUACCUCCGAAAUCAUGGAGUCCAUGUCGCCACCUGUGCCCCCUACUAUAAGGGCCAGCCCAUCAAUCACGGCGAGGCGAAACCGGAGCGUCAACCCAUAGUCAACAAAGACUGGCUGCGCUCCAUAGAAGCCAAGUCGGCGGCGCUGGGCUCACGAGCGAUCGGUGGUGCCUGGGCUUGGCACUUCGACCGCGAUGAGGCCAUCCGACACCAGAGCGAGCCACUCUUGCAUCCCCACACACAGCAGCCGAAGCCGCCCCUGUUCAACCGCACCCGCAGUGAGGAUGCGCGAAGAAAGGUGGAGCUGGCACGAUCCAAUCGUACAAACCCAGAAUAUCGACUGCAGGGCUUUCCAUUACCCUACAACCCAGACCUCACAGUUGCCUACCCAUUUCGACUGGGCAAGGUCUACGACACCACUUUCAAGCCCGACAUUCUCUACCUCGCCAGUCCCGCUUCCGUCGGUUAUCAAUUCUUGGUCCAACUGAGGCAGCUGGACAACCCGCCGCCGACUUUACUCAACUUUCAAACCGAUCUCGCCGCCUACGCAAGCAUCCUCUUCCCACCUCCGCUUGACCGCUAUGGCGUCUGGCUACUCAAGAUUGUCCAGGGCUUCCUGUUCAACGCCAAGGCCGUGCACACCAUCUUCUAUCCGUCUGCGUAUGUGCGAAAGUAUAUGGAAGACGCGGGAGCUCCAUCUUCCAAGAUGAUCCAGCUGGGUCGUGGCGUCGAUACGGAGCUCUUCAACCCGAGCCGCCGCGACGAGUCUUAUCGCGAGGAGUUGGCGCCGGAUGGCGAAAUCAUCUUCUGCUGCAUUUCUCGUAUAGCUCCGGAGAAAGGCUUCGAGUUCCUUGCGCAGGCCGCCGAGAGGCUGAAGGAGACGGGCGUGAAAUUCAAGCUGCUGAUCGUCGGCGGAAACAAGAACCCUGCCGUGGAGAAGGAGGUGCGCGGGUACUUCAGGAACCUACAGGAACGGGUCAUCUUCACGGGGAUGUUGCGUGGUACUGCACUCGCCCGUGCGUAUGCAGCCGCGGACGUCUUCCUCCACUGCUCCAUCACCGAGACUUUUGGACUGGUGGUGCUCGAAUCCAUGGCCUCCGGCGUGCCAGUCAUCGCUCGUGACGAGGGUGGCCCUUCGGAGACCGUGAAGCACGGCAAGUCCGGCUACCUUGUCGACCCGCACGACCUGGACACCUUUGUCAAGUACUCGAAGCGACUCGCGACGGACCACGCGUUGCGUCAAGCCAUGAUCGUCAACGCUCGCGAGCAAGCGCUCAACACGACCUGGGACAAGAUCAACAACCAAGUGGCCCUCCAGCUCGCCGCUGCUCUGCGGACGCAACCGCCCACGACGCCGGCGGAGAAGGAAGCAGCAGGCUACUACGCGACCUGGGCGAAUAUGGCGCGCGUGUACUUGGCAGUGUGGUUGGUGUGGCUAUUCUGGUUUAUCGCGGUGAUACCCAUGCUUCUUUGCGGAUUUGUGCACGGGAUGUUCAAAUGA
This is a messenger RNA of Lecanosticta acicola, 1662 nucleotides long. NCBI's taxonomy places the organism in Eukaryota, Fungi, Ascomycota, Dothideomycetes, Mycosphaerellales, Mycosphaerellaceae. The record is from the annotation of a GenBank genome assembly.